UACUUCCACGGCAAGGCAAACAACCGGCCGGCCGGCCGCCCGCCACCGCCAUCACUGCCGUGUGCCGUCCUCCCACACAGCACUCCGAUUCCCAGCUCCGACUCCACCCUGCAUGGACUGAAUCCCUAUCACUAGACCAGCCCUCGCUUGCGCUACACAUAGCGAUGAGCUCCUCGCCGGCGAUCGCGGCCGCGUCGGCGGCCGUAGUGGCGCUGGCCGUCGCUAACCGCGUGCUCUACAAGCUCGCGCUGGUGCCCCUCAAGGAGUACCCCUUCUUCCUCGCCCAGCUCACCACCUUCGGGUACGUGUUCGUGUACUUCUCGAUCCUCUAUGCGAGGUACCGUGCCGGGGUGGUGUCCCGAGAAAUGCUUGCACUGCCAAAGAGCCGGUUUGCCGCCAUCGGCUUGCUGGAGGCUCUUGGGGUCGCAGCUGGAAUGUCUGCUGGAGCUAUGUUGCCUGGCCCUGCCAUUCCUAUACUGUCUCAGUCUUUCCUGGUGUGGCAGCUUAUCUUCUCUGCGUUGCUUUUGGGAAGGACCUAUUCAUUGAGACAGAUUAUUGGUUGCUUCCUUGUAACUUCUGGUGUUGUUUUUGCUGUUGCGAGUGGAGUGGAUGAUGGUCACCUUCUAUCUGGAGUCAAGUUUAUAUGGCCAUUACUGAUGGUUCUUUCAUCAGCAUUUCAAGCUGGUGCAUCUAUUUUGAAGGAGUCUGUUUUCGUAGAUGGUGCAAAGCGUCUUCAGGGGAAGCGGCCUGACAUCUUUGUGGUUAAUUCAUUCGGAUCUGGGUUUCAGGCCCUAUUUGUUUUUCUUCUUCUCCCGUUGCUCUCUAAUUUGAGGGGGAUUAAGCUUGCUGAGCUCUCUGGUCAUUUAAAUGGUGGUGCUGAGUGCUUCUUAAACGUUGGGGAAAGCCCGAUUGAUUGCGGAGGUGCUCCAUUCCUACCAUUGCUUUUUAUACUGGUGAACAUGGCUUUCAAUAUCUCGUUGCUUAAUUUGGUGAAGAUGUCAUCUGCCCUGGUUGCUUCACUUACAGCAACUUCAGCAGUGCCAAUAUCAAUCUACAUUCUUUCUCUUCCUUUGCCCUACAUCCCUCAAGGCGCAAAGCUAAGCACAUCUUUUAUCAUCGGUGUUGCGGUAUUGCUGAUGGGCCUGAUCCUAUAUAACCUUCCCCAAUCAUCUAAAGAGUCAAAGGCUGAUUGAGACCUUCAUAAGGCGAUUGAGUGUACAUCGGCACUGCUACAGAAACUCAAUUAUUUGUUUGGUCUUGAAGCUAAUGAAAGAUUUCAAGGUUGAUGCCACCAGAUUUGUUAAGUACUCUGUCGGUUUGUUGUAGCAUAGAUACGUGGUACUUUCAAGUUCUAACAAUUUAUUGAACAGUAGUACAUACAUGUAAUUACGUUUCCCCAUGUAUAUAUGUCAAAUUUGUCACCUUAAAGAGCACUGCAGAAGCUGCAAGUCGUAAUAUACAGCAUAUUAGUCCAGACAACUGACUGUAAUUUACGUUGACUGCUGUCUUUUUCUCCA
Lolium perenne is the source of this 1517-nucleotide messenger RNA. Its product is annotated as protein CLT2, chloroplastic. The record is from RefSeq and is a predicted model, not a curated record. NCBI's taxonomy places the organism in Eukaryota, Viridiplantae, Streptophyta, Magnoliopsida, Poales, Poaceae.